Messenger RNA from Guyanagaster necrorhizus, 578 nucleotides. RefSeq lists its product as uncharacterized. Lineage: Eukaryota; Fungi; Basidiomycota; Agaricomycetes; Agaricales; Physalacriaceae. Bases 115 to 507 code for a protein of 130 amino acids. The record is from RefSeq and is a predicted model, not a curated record. The transcript is spliced from 3 exons.
AGGAAUCAAGUUGGUCAACCGAAGAUGGUCCCUCCCGUGGACGUAAUUAAAACUGCUACGUCAAAAGAGGAAUGCGCAGCUAUCGUGGAGGCUCUUUCACGCUGAUCUGCGGAAAUGGUUGAAUUUUGGAUCAAGAAGAAAGGCCUCUACCAUGAGGAUCCAAAGUCAAACAACGUUUUUGUUACCCCGAACUUGGACCGGCUGACGCUCAUUGACUAUGGUCGCUCGAGACGGGUUACUGGAUUGACUCAGAAGAUGAUAUCCGACAUCACACACCAGUCGUUGAGAGGAUUCACCUCUUUGCUGGAUCAAUGCAACGAGAAGCCGUCGAAAGGACGAGUUAGGAACUUUCCGCCUCUGAUCAAACCUUCCGGGGUAUCUGUCAUAAGUGACAAAGAGAAGGCAGCAGCGGCAGCAGAGCAGGACAAGCGUCUUGAGGCACAGAUUCAAGGACAACCUGCUGGUGGUGGUGAAACCAGUGAGCAAGGAGCUGAGCGAAACGCUUAAUUGGGCAUUACCGUGACGAUUAUGGUAUUGAUUGAAUAUAACAAUCAUGCACCUGCUGUUUGGAGAAGAUA